Colletotrichum paranaense is the source of this 369-nucleotide messenger RNA. RefSeq lists its product as uncharacterized. The record is from RefSeq and is a predicted model, not a curated record. The transcript has a single exon. The coding region runs from base 1 to 369 and encodes 122 amino acids. Lineage: Eukaryota; Fungi; Ascomycota; Sordariomycetes; Glomerellales; Glomerellaceae.
AUGGCGUCCAAAUACCGAGAUUUGGAAGUCGCGCCCAUACUCAAUCUCUCCGGCCGCAGCCGCGUCACCUGCCAUGUGCACGAAGUAGCAGAUGGAGUUUUUCGAGCAGGCUGGGCCAUCAUCAGUGAGAAGAGUUUCAUCCCCGAUAUCGACAACGCAACCCAAGUCCAAAAAGUGGAGUGUCGAUCCAUCGUAGGUGAAACCCAUCUGUUUAUCAGCGAUAACUUCAAGUUUCUCAUGAGGGAUGAUGCAUACACUGAAUCCACCAGCGAGCAAUCCUAUAAACCUAGGAAGGUGAUGGAAGUCUUAGAGUCGAGGAAAGCAUCUCACCUCGGGCGAGUGACACUAUGUUUUGAUGCAAUAGGAUGA